AUUCUCCUUAACCUUUCAGCAAAUUCUUCACUAGUGCAGAUUUUCGAAUGGAAAAUUUGAAGGUGGUUCUCCCAACAAGAGCUGUUACUCGUUAUGGGAUUGCCUCAGGCAGGGUCAGUGCCUCCAACCAGCACUUUGUUGAAGAAAUGCCCAGGAUUCCACCAGAUCGUGGUUCAAGACCGUUUCUGGCUAGAGAUAUGCACGGGCGCCGCAUUUAUCACCUUAGGUACAACAGAAGGAUGAGGGGGCUCCGUCCGAAGCAAACAAUUGCUGGCCUAAGACGCUUCUUCCAAGAGCAUGGUUUGCAACCUGGGGAUCGAAUUACUGUGUACAAGGAGGAGGGCAAUGAGGUGAUGUUGAUGGGAAAACUCAUCUCUCCACUCUACGUGAUCCACUUUGAGAGGGUUAACUAAGUUGCAGACCGGUGAUGAUCAUGCUCCUUGAGAAAGCUGAAUGAGCCUGUUUUCUGGUAGUUGCUUUUGUUUGUUUGUAUGCUUGUUUGUUCUUUUUUUUUUCCUUCAUGUCUUGCUGUUGUGGACUGUGGUUUUCCAAUAAUAAUAAAUGUAAUGCUAUGGU
Rubroshorea leprosula is the source of this 576-nucleotide messenger RNA. Lineage: Eukaryota; Viridiplantae; Streptophyta; Magnoliopsida; Malvales; Dipterocarpaceae. The record is from the annotation of a GenBank genome assembly.